CCCCCUCCCUUUCUACGAGUCCAAAAACCCAUUCAUACUCUCUCUCUCUAUAUCUCUCGCUUCAUCAAUCUUACGAAGGACGACGACUUCGAUACUACUUCUACAGACUCACUCGCCGUCUUAAUCAUGAGGUUUUCUCGUAAUCAAAGCACGAUCGCGUGCUUUGAACCUUUCUUUAAUCCCGAUAGUCAACCGGUGGUGUUUAUGUAAAUCAGAAUCAUAAACCUCUCAUCUAAGAGAAAAAGAGCAGGAUUUGUUUGUAUAAUAAUGGAGAAAUCGAAUAGCAUGAGCAAUCGAGGAGGAGGAGGAGGAGAAAGAGUUAUCGGUGAUUAUAUAGUUACUAAACCGAUUGGCUCUGGUUCGUUCUCUGUUGUUUGGCAUGGACGGCAUAAAGUAACUGGCGUUGAAGUGGCAAUCAAGGAGAUCGUGACAGCGCAUAUAAGUAAGAAGUUGCAGGAUAGUUUAAUGUCAGAGAUUCAUAUUCUGGAGCAGAUUAAUCAUCCAAACAUUAUCCGUUUGCACGAUAUCAUCCAGGAAACCACUAGGAUUCAUCUAGUUCUAGAGUAUUGUAGAGGAGGUGAUCUUUCUUUGUUUAUUCAACAACGCAAAGGAAGAAUUUCUGAAGCAAAAUCAAAGCAUUUUAUGCAUCAGCUCGCAUCUGGUCUGCAAAUCAUGCGUGACAAUAACGUUAUCCAUCGUGAUCUAAAGCCUCAAAAUCUCUUGCUCACUACAAAUGAUGAGAAUGCAGUUUUGAAAAUUGCUGAUUUUGGAUUUGCAAGACCUCUUCAACCUAGAGGCCUUGCAGAAACAUUGUGUGGUUCUCCACUUUAUAUGGCUCCAGAAAUCAUGCAACUUCAGAAAUAUGAUGCCAAGGCAGAUCUAUGGAGUGUUGGAAUAAUUUUGUAUCAGCUUGUGACUGGAAAAACUCCAUUUUCAGGAAACAGUCAGAUACAGUUACUCCAGAACAUCAUGAAAACAUCAGAAUUGAAUUUCCCUCCAGAUAAGAUGGAUUUGAGUUCUGCUUGCCUCGAUUUGUGUCGUAAAUUGCUACGCAUUAAUCCAGUUGAACGGAUAACAUUUGAAGAAUUUUUUAAUCAUCCAUUUCUGUCUCAGAAGCAAUCAGAUGAUAAUAUUUCAAGGACUAGGGUUCCUCCAAGGAGAAUAGAUGGUUUUCCUUUUUAUAACAGCAGUUUUCUUAGGAAUGAUGCCAAAGAAAUUUUAAGAGAAGAUUUUUUACCGUUCAGUCCUGAUGUUGAUUCCAGUGGAGCUGAUAAGAAGCCUUCUUUUAAAUCCACCUUUGGGUUUUCUGCAGAGAGGAAAGAAGUGCAACCACCCCUAGAUUUUAUAUCCAAAGAUAGCUUGAAAUCGUCGGAGAGAAGGUUAAAGGAAUCGUUAAAAUCCGUUUCAAAAGGUCCUGCAGUUGAGGAUUCAUUUGAGUUGCUUAAGGAUUAUGUGUUUGUGAAUGGGCCCUCUGCAUAUGCAUCUUCCUCUUCAUCGGCAAGUUUAUCCAGACUCAACCAAUUUCCAUAUAAAUUGGAACCUCCUAAACCGUCAUCAGCUAAUCUUAGUUCAUACUCGAGCGCUCCACUGCCAAUAAUUGCGGCCUCUGCCCCCAAAUUGGGUCAUCUUGAUCGUUUUGAUAGCAAUGAUGGUUCUGUUCCUUCUGGAACUUCACAAGGAUCAGUUGAUAUAGAAGAUUCUUUGGAACAACCACCAACUGAUUGCGCUGAUAGGAUUACGUCAUUGAAGCAAUUUGUUUCUUCCCUUACCCAACUACUAAAUGAAAAGAUUAAGGCAAAUUUGCAACUGGAAGCGUUUUCCAUUCAGCUUGUAAAUCUUGCUAUCUGGAAGCAGGCUCUUCAUAUAUGUCAUGCCCAAGCUGCAUCUUCCAUUGAUGAGAGUCCAAGUCCAAAUCGAGAGACAACUAGAUUGAGAGAGAGUGCGGAUAGUGAAUUGCAGAACCUGUGCUCUCAGAUUGAGAUUGCGUUUCUUCAAGAAGUUGAGAAUGCUGAAGAACUUGCCAAGAUUGUGGAGCCUGGAAACACCGAGAUGCCUGAUGCAAUGGAAACAAUCUUUCAAUCUGCACUCUCUUUGGGUAGAGAUGGAGCUGUGGAUGAAUACAUGGAUAGAAUGGAAGAAUCAAUGAUACGAUACUCGAGGGCAAUGAGUUUGUUAAGGUUCCUACUAGCGGAGGCACCGACAUUGAUAAUCAAUCCUCCAUUCUCGUUAACUAACACUGACCGAUAUAGGAUUCGAAACUACAUAGGUAGUCUGAACAAUAGAUGGCAAAGCCUUUCAAAAUUAGUUGCUGCUGAAAAAUUAAAACAGAAGGAGAAGGAGGAUCAACAACAACUAAAUCUAUUAUUAGAAUAGAGUGAUAUUUAGUUUGUACAGUUUAUUCUUUUGAGUGACUACUGAUCAGGAAAAACUAAAUGUGAAUAGUUUUAUUAUUAUCAUUAUGUUUCUAUUAUUUACAUUACCACUAAUCAUUAUCUCA
Molecule: messenger RNA, 2497 nt
Organism: Impatiens glandulifera
Lineage: Eukaryota; Viridiplantae; Streptophyta; Magnoliopsida; Ericales; Balsaminaceae
Product: serine/threonine-protein kinase ATG1c-like
Exons: 14
Coding region: 268-2373 (701 amino acids)
Biological process (GO): peptidyl-serine phosphorylation; autophagy
Cellular component (GO): cytoplasm
Molecular function (GO): ATP binding; protein serine/threonine kinase activity
Source: RefSeq, a predicted model, not a curated record